Molecule: messenger RNA, 849 nt
Organism: Drosophila eugracilis
Lineage: Eukaryota; Metazoa; Arthropoda; Insecta; Diptera; Drosophilidae
Product: trypsin
Exons: 2
Coding region: 9-809 (266 amino acids)
Biological process (GO): proteolysis
Molecular function (GO): serine-type endopeptidase activity
Source: RefSeq, a predicted model, not a curated record
CAGUUGAAAUGAUUCUUCAGCUAUUUCUUAUCGUUCAGUUCUCUCUGGGCUUUGGCCAGGAGAUUGGCUCCCUGCGUAUUAUGAAUGGCUUUACGGCCAAGGAUAAACAGUUGCCUUAUCAAGUAGGUCUUCUCUGCUAUUUUGAAGGUUCCAUGGAUGAACCAAAUUUGUGCGGCGGCACUAUUCUUAGCAACCGGUGGAUUGUAACCGCUGCUCAUUGCCUUCAGGAUCCCAAGACUAAGCUCUCAAAAGUGUUGAUAUACGUCGGCAGUCUCAAAACCAAUGGUAAAGAAAUCCUGGUCAACAGAAGUAACACCAUCGUGCAUCAGAAGUUCGAUCGUAAGACCGUAGCCAACGAUAUAGCCCUGAUAAAGUUGCCCAAGAAGCUCACUUUCAAUAAGUAUGUACAACCGGCCAGGUUGCCCAGCACCAAGUACAAAUACACAGGUCGCACCGCUAUUAUAUCAGGAUGGGGUCUGACCACCAAGCAGCAGCCAAGCAAGUGGCUUCAGUACAUCCGGGUGCCCAUCAUCUCGAACAAUGAGUGCGAGAGGCAGUGGAAUAGGCAGCUCAAUGGAAAGGGCAGGAAGGUCGUACCGUACUCCUUUAUUUGCAUCGAUUCCAAGAAGGGUCUGCCUUGUCGUGGGGAUUCCGGAGGUCCGAUGGUCCUAGAUGAUGGCUCCAGAACUCUGGUGGGAAUUGUAUCCCACGGAUUCGAUGGCGCGUUUAAGAAGAGACUGCCAGACAUAUCGACUCGAGUAUCUUCGUUUUUGAAGUGGAUUAAAUACUACUCAAAUGGGCUUAAGUAAUGGAGGUGUAACUUAAUUAAAAAACGAAUCUCUUUUCAAA